Molecule: messenger RNA, 2148 nt
Organism: Chaetomium globosum CBS 148.51
Lineage: Eukaryota; Fungi; Ascomycota; Sordariomycetes; Sordariales; Chaetomiaceae
Exons: 2
Coding region: 1-2148 (715 amino acids)
Molecular function (GO): ATP hydrolysis activity; ATP binding
Source: RefSeq, a predicted model, not a curated record
AUGGCGCCUGGAGCCAUCAGCGAGGCUUCCUCCGCCGCAGUUGAGGAUACUCGCCAGAGGAUCGAAGUCAUCAGCAUCAACGGCAAAAAGGUGGAUGACCCCGUCAAUGGCACUAACGGCGUCAAUGACGAGAAGCCGGUAAACGGCGAGUCGCAAACGGAGAAGAAAGAUGGCAAAGAUGAAACCGCCGUCGAGGCGAGAACCGGGGAUGACACCAUGUGGGAUGGGGACAAGGACACCAAGGACGAAACCAUCGAUGAGCCUGAGGAUCAAAUAAUGAAAUGCGAGAUCAAGCAUCUUGAUAGGCGGUACGACGACGAUGAUGAGGCCUAUUUUGCCGAGCGUAAGACCGAGGUCGAAAAGCCGAAACAGAAGGACUGGUGGCGCCUCUUUGCCUUCUGCAUGGUCCGCACCUAUGACUCAGACAACGAGCUCGAAGGAACGAGUCUGUAUGUCAACCCGCAACCCCUCCGCCAGCUCCUCUUCGAUGUCAUUGGCAACUACCCUGGAAAUCCCAUCGAUGUGAACGAUGUUCAGAUCGAGGCGCCGUACCGUUCGCUCUUUUACUACCGCGCUAAGCUGGAAACCGAGGGCCUCGAGCGCUUCGCCGAGGAUGAGGAGUCCCUCGAGCAACUUAAGUUGCUCCUGAACUGGAUCAAGACACACUUCGAGCUGGACAUUGCCGCCUACGAGCGGUGCACUUCGCAACCACACAAGGUCAUCGCUUACGACAGGCUCUGGACCCUCUUCCCUCCCGGAACCGUCGCCUACUGCAAACUCCUGUCUCAAAACCGUGCGUUCCGCGUCAACGACACGUACUACGACACGAGCGAGCUCAGCCCGUGCAUGGGUCUUCGGUCAGAGUUUGUCGACUUUGACGGAGAGAGGCUUGGGACCCGGAAUAUCGAACUGGCUGUCCCCAAGUACCAGGGGACGAGGGAGCUGAGCGACCUGGCUGCGAUCCCCCUCGAUCUCAUUGAUGACGCCAGCGACCUGCGGGAGGAACUGCUCGCGCGCGGUAGAAAGUUUGAGGCCCACGUCGGCCAACACUUUGUUCAGUAUGACGGCAUCGCCAUCAAGAAAACGCCCGAAGGCUACGCCCGCUUCACCGUCAACGGCCGGGUAAUGAUCGAUUGCAAGACGUACCACAGGCUGGAGCCCAACGACUCCUUCAACGCCAAGAACUUCAACGAUGACUCGACCAAGAUGGAACGGAGCCGGAAGCGGGCUUUGGGUCACUUGACGUUUGCGGGGGCUGACGGCGAGCGCAAGUUUGAGAAGCUCUCGGAACAAAAUCUCAUCCUGACCAACGCCACCGUCCGCGGGUAUUCCUUUACCACCAAGCGCUUCCUCGAGUUCUUCGUCGAGGACAUUUCCGAGAUCGAGUGGAACACCAAGUGCUUCGACGAACUAGUGCUCGAUGCUGCCAUCAAGAAGACGGUGCAGGCACUCGUGUCGACUCACUCCAAGAAGCGUGAGACCUUCGACGACAUCGUCAAGGGCAAGGGGAUGGGCCUCGUCUGUGUGCUCCACGGGCCUCCCGGCGUGGGCAAGACUCUCACGGCCGAAUUCGGCACCAACAGCGCAGACCUCGACAGGAACCUGACGCGCAUCAUGGAUAUGACCGCCACCUGGCGUGCCGUCCUGCUGAUCGACGAGGCCGACGUGUUCCUCGAGCGCCGCUCGCUUCACGACAUGCACCGCAACGCCAUGGUCAGCGUCUUCCUGCGCGUCCUCGAGUACUAUUCCGGAAUCCUCUUCCUGACGACCAACCGCGUCACCACCUUCGACGACGCCUUCAAGUCGCGGAUCCACAUCCCCAUCCGCUACACGGACCUGUCGAUUGAGUCGCGCCGCCAGAUCUGGCGCAACUUCUGUCGCAUGGUGCCCGGCGGCGUCGACAUCGACGAGAAGGGCCUGUCGACCCUGGCCGAUACGGACCUGAACGGCCGCCAGAUCAAGAACGCCAUCAAGGCCGCCGAGAGUCUUGCCGCGUUUGACGGCGCCAAGCUGGAUCUGAACCAGCUGCUGCAGAUCACCAAGAUCCAGGCCAUGUUUGAGAGCGACCUGACCAACCUGAGUGGGGUGGAUUACACGGCCCCCGGGUCGAGCAAGAAGGAUGCCGACAGCAGGAAUAUGUUCUUGUAG